CAGCGGCUAUGUCGAUCGCGUCAACAAACCGAUCAUCAAAAUCGCAAUGGGCUGCGCCCGCCGGGCGUAUUUCAUUAUUUUUGUUUGUUAUCUCCGAGACACACGUAGCGCUCGAUAUCGAGGCAACAUCGAGCGCACAAGCAAGAAAAUCUACUCGCGAGCGGCGUCGCCUUCGACAUGGCGUUCGAGAGAAGGCAAUGCGCACAAUACAUUAUGCGUGUAGCAUCUUUUGCUGGCUCACGAUUCUGAUGCAGCUAGAAAAGACGACCAGGGCUCGCGACAAGGGCGACUCAACGAGAAUUAAGGAAGACGCUUUUGCGCUCGCACGAGCAUACGAUAACGUAUAUACGUACGCACAUUGCGCAGGAAGCGCGUUGCAUCCUUCAUAAUUUCUGGCUUCAAGGAUUCCCCCGCGCUCUUUCCGAGUUUUCGUAAGUACUUCACGUACGCGAAUCAAGUCGAACCGCGCGUCCGCGACGUGAUCCGCGUAC
Messenger RNA from Wasmannia auropunctata (little fire ant), 491 nucleotides. RefSeq lists its product as uncharacterized. The transcript is spliced from 2 exons. Bases 9 to 389 code for a protein of 126 amino acids. The record is from RefSeq and is a predicted model, not a curated record. Lineage: Eukaryota; Metazoa; Arthropoda; Insecta; Hymenoptera; Formicidae.